This is a messenger RNA of Striga asiatica, 1067 nucleotides long. Lineage: Eukaryota; Viridiplantae; Streptophyta; Magnoliopsida; Lamiales; Orobanchaceae. The record is from the annotation of a GenBank genome assembly.
AGCAUAUCGAUGAUGGUCUGGAUAAUAAUCCAAACCUGCCAUGGGAAUUCACCGAUUUGAACAAGGAAAAGGCUAAGGAGAUAUUAUCACACUAUCCAUCCAACUAUAAACAAUCUGCUGUCAUUCCUUUGCUCGAUCUUGCACAACAGCGGAAUGGAGGCUGGCUUCCCGUUUCAGCAAUGAAUCAUGUUGCUAAAGUCAUUGAAGUUGCUCCGAUUCGUGUAUAUGAGGUGGCAACCUUUUAUUCGAUGUUCAACCGAACAAAGGUUGAAAAAUACCAUCUUUUGGUAUGCGGUACAACUCCUUGCAUGAUACGUGGUUCAAGAGAAAUUGAAGAAGCAUUGCUGAACCACUUGGGAGUAAUGCGCAAUGAAGUUACUAAGGAUGGCUUGUUUUCUGUUGGAGAAAUGGAGUGUAUGGGAUGUUGCGUAAAUUCUCCAAUGAUCACAGUUGAUGACUACUCGAAUGGAUCCGAGGGUUACACCUAUAUUUAUUACGAAGAUGUCACUCCAAAACGAGUUGUUGAGAUUGUCGAGGCUUUGAGGAGAGGGGAAAAGCCACCGCGUGACAUCAAUUCUGGGCGAGAAGGUGGGAACACUACAUUGUUGGGUGAGCCCAAGGCUCCUCCAUGUCGAGAUCUUGAUGCCUACUGAACACCGUAAUUCCCUUACAAUCUAUAGUUGUCCCUAAUAAUGGUGAAAAAACUUGUUUGUAAACCAUGGAUAACUCGAACAAUUUUCAUUUUUUUUUUUUUUUCGUUUUAUGUUCUUUGGCUCUAACAUGAAUGAUAUUGUUGAACUUUGAGCUGAGUUGGUUGAUUUUGCAUCUGGACAUUAAUCUUGUGUCCAUCACAUUAAAGUCUUGAAUGCAUUGUAAUUUGCAAAUUCUAGCUUGUGUAAUUGGUACAAUUUCGUAUUGGUUUGAAUCCACGAUUACAUUCGCCAAUAAGGUACUUUUGAAUGUAAAUUGCUAUGAGAGUGAGUAAGAAACAGCGCAAAAGCGGGUUAAACCCUUUUGUCUUUCAAAAAUGGUCCGAUGUAGAAAAUGAGUCUGUUGUUAAUCCAAAC